Molecule: messenger RNA, 7298 nt
Organism: Gallus gallus (chicken)
Lineage: Eukaryota; Metazoa; Chordata; Aves; Galliformes; Phasianidae
Product: monocarboxylate transporter 2-like
Exons: 6
Coding region: 3798-5222 (474 amino acids)
Biological process (GO): transmembrane transport; monocarboxylic acid transport
Molecular function (GO): monocarboxylic acid transmembrane transporter activity
Source: RefSeq, a predicted model, not a curated record
AACCAAGAUCUGUCCAAGAGCACAAGAGAGAAAUGACAAAUUAAUUUCAUAUUUGAACUAACACUAACUGCCCUAAGUUAGUUUCCCCUAGGAGUUUGAGGCUGGUUGACGAAUCUGAAUUUUUUGAUUGGCUGCAUAGUUGAGUUCGAUAAAAACUUAGGACAGCAGUUCAAGUCUAGUAACAAUACCAUAUAGGUAUAUAAUAAAGUUUUCCUUCUCACACCAUUACCUUCACCCCUUCCUGAUUUUAAUUUCUCUAAUCUCUAGUUCAUGACAGAACUUGGCUUUUCUGUGUGUAGGUGGAGCCAUAUGAAUCCUGGGGAGUGGUCAUGGGUUCCUUGUAAAGUCAAACAACUUACCCAUCCUGACUGAGACGGAUUGGCUUGUUCAUCUAGACUGUGCAUACAAGGAACAAUGAUGACCCAGUGGUUUGCAGUACCACUCAAGAACAUACGUGCAACUACAAGGUAAAAGAAGAACUUUUCCCACACACAGCUGCGUUGCCCGAAUAAGUCCAAAUCCAUGAUAAAGUACCACGUUUGUAAUGAAAGAUAAAGCCAAAAAUACCAAGUUGCAAGUGACAUUUCUUCAUCUGAGCAUGCAAAAAGGUUCUCCUGGAAUGGUGGCUUUUGCUUUGUGCUGGAUGACUUCUAGUGGUAUGGAUUCCCUAAAUUCUUGCUGCACACAGUGAAGAUAAAUAUCUUUUAAAGGUCCUUGCCACAGCUGCUACUAAAAAUAAAAAAUAAAAAGAAAACCACAAUUGAGAGAAGAUUUGAGAAGCAGAAAAUAUGCAGACCAAAGACAGCAGUCCACCAGACGGAGGCUAUGGAUGGGUUGUGGUAGUGUCAGCCUUCGUAGUGAUGGGUCUCACUGCUGCUGUCCUCAAGACUUUCGGUCUCUUCUUUGUUGAAAUCCAGGAGCACUUCGAUGAACUUGCAAGCACCAUUUCUUGGAUCACAUCAAUAACUAUUGCCACCUUUCAUUUAGGAGGUAGGUGAAAGAGGCCCUUAAGCAUUUCGGUUUUAAGUCCUAACCACAAAACAGAGACAUGCAAGGACAACGCUUCUUUCUUCUCUCUCUAUUCAAAAACUGGCAUUUGUUUCCUCUUAUAAAAAUGUAUCCGUGCCUCAGACAUUAAAUGGUACAGUGAGUACUCUGUGUAUACACUGAAAUUUGGUUACCUUAGAGAAUUCUAUGUACCUAGUCUCAUGAUUCAGUUUUCCUACAGACUUUGUAUCAAACUCAGGGAUGAUAAUCCUAAGAAGUUCAGAUUGUUGGAACAAGUUCUAAACCAGUUUGUGCCAGUUCACUGAUUUUACAGUGACUAUCAUUUCUCCAAGUACUUUAAGAACAAAGGACAGUGACCCUGUUUAUUAGAUAAGCCAUCUGCUACCAAAAUAGUGACAUCGGUUCCCCCAUUUCUUCUCCUUUUUCACUCCACAAAGUUUCCCUCUCCUUUUACCUAAUGCCAGUUCAGGCUCUCCUUCCUCCCCUUAAAGUGAUUCCAUGUUCUUUAUGUAACAGAAAACUCAUGAGAUUAAAAGGAAAAAAUAAAAAAUCAGUUCACCCAUAGAGAGGAAAAGGAAGACAAGACCAUACAGAGAGAAAGCAUACAAUAAGAGAAGAGAGAGAGAACUACAUAUCAGCCAAAUACUGUGAGUGAUUGGAUCAGGUCAAAUACUCCAUCUUACCAAAGCAAGAAGGGAAGAAAAUAAAAUACACUGCAUUUGAAUCUUCACUUAGUAAUCAGAGCCUUUUGUGCCAUUGUGAGCUGGAUGAUGCUUUACCAUAGUGUGAAGAUUUCAAACGAGUGCAGGCAAGAACUGCACAGAAUUUGUAAAGUCGUAUGCACAUAUUCUCAUAUGGAUAUGUAAUUGCAGUAAGUAUCCUUACAUAAUAGAUUUUAUUACAAUUUUGUUUGUGAAGACACCUCAUGGCAUAGAUACUGUAUAAUUAAAUACAUCCUACUCAGUCCACGCCUAGUGCUUACAAAGAUCUCGAACAACUGAUCUUUCUUGGAAAAUAUAUAUUAAGAACAAGACAGUCAUUCAAAUUUAGAGUCAAAAUAUAAAGCAAAUCAUGCACUGUCAAGUCUUUAUUUGUUCCAUAAGGUGUUACACUUGAAGCUUGAUUUGCAUUGUUCUUUCAUUUUGACAGAAAUAAUUAAUUGAAAAAUCCUUAAAAAGCUUGUUUCUUUCAUCCAUUUCUAUGAAAAUCUAACUAUUUUGUUUACAGAUCAGACUUACCACUAACCUAACUGUGAUACUAUUAUGUCAGUCAGACAUACGAACUUAGUGCAGCAAGAAAAAAGAGCCAGUGUAGGAGGAUAAAAGAGCUCCAGAUCUUACAGUUUUUUUUUUUUUUUUAAUAAUUAUUUCUAUUUUUGUUUUUUAUAUACCAGCAAAAUUGCAGUAGCCUAAGCAGGUGUUAGUCCGGCCUACUUCAAAGAAAAUGGUUAUAGUUUUCUGCAGAAACUGCUUCUCAUUCUUUGAAAUCAUUUGAAAAUAAUCCUCUUCAGUGAAUUGAGCUUGAUGAUCAAACGUUCUAAAACUCUUCCAUGCAGCAGUUUAUGAAUUAUUGCAUAACUCAGUAAUUUUCCUUCUGCCUUUGCUUCAUUUGUAGGGACCAGAAGACUUACUGACGAAGAUCACCUGAGCCUCCAGUUUCUUAAGCAUCUUUCCUGGCCUGGCUUAGCCCUUCCUAACACGUUCCACUGUGAUACCUUCAUUGUCUUUUGGCUCAGUAUGAAGGAUGAUCAGUGAAUUAUUAAUUUUUCCCAUUUGGAUAUUUUCAACAGCAUCUCUGCAACUUGCAUAGAAGGAGAGCACGUUUCUAUCUGAGGAUCUGCAUCUGCAACAGGCUGUUUGAUUUACCAAGAGCAAGGAUUUUCCCCAUCACAUAGGCCUCCUUUUGGUAUUAGUGUGCCUGUUCUAUCUCCUCUCUCUGGCACUAUGAUUGCAAGUUUUCUGAGUAUUGCCCUUUAUCCUUUCAGACUCUGCUCCCUUGUUAUCUUUUCCAUUUCCAGUUCUGCAGCUAAAUCCUUUCUUCCUCCUUCUACCCCACGUUGCAAUUUCUGCCUAUUUCCUCUCAAUUUCUAAAAAAAAUAUUGCCCUGUGUUUUGGCUCUUUCUCCAGCUGCAGAUUUUACUUCCAUCAUUAAACACUUUCACGGAUACCUCUUCUUAUGUUCAGACUACUUUUCUCUUAUUUUACCCAUCACACAUAUAUGUGAGCCUCCAGCUGUAUACACAUUUUCUUCUUUCAUCCCUUCCACUACAUCUGACGGACCACUACAUUCUCUUACCAUCUCUGCAUGCUUAUGAAAUCCUUGUACUUUUGAUGCAAAUGCUGAAAGAAUGUUUAUUUGUAUUUCUUCUAUCAGACGGCAUGUGUCCUGCAGCUUUUGUGGCUGUUAAUACCUCUCUACCAGGUUUAUUUCACUUGUUUUAGUCAUCAAAGUCACUUCUUACUUCACCGAAAACAAGUGAAAGUACAAUGGCCUGCCCCUACAAGUUACUAUAAAACCUCCUUCUCUGACUGCCGUCUACUCUUUGUCUCCCUCCUUCUUUCAGUUGGCAAACAAAGCUCUCGUUAAUUGAAUUUCUUUACAUCCUGGAACUCCAGUUUCCAAACUAUCGGUGGUUUUUUGUGAAGCAGAGUAGGUGUAUCCUCCAAGAUGGCGAACGGGACGAGAGGUUAUUUGUGUUACUUGGGCUCCAUCUAGUGGCCAUUCUUGUUUCAUGAAAAGCGCAUAUUCUGAGGACAGGAAACACCCCGACAGAACAGGUGACAGCUUGAAUGGAUAUGGGAGUUUUCUUUUUAAACUCGUGCUGCCUUUUCUCUAUCAGCGCAGAUCUCGACCUACGCUCCUGUGCAGCAGAAUACAACAGAAUUAGGCCAUCUCUCUCUCGCACGUGCACGACAGCCACUGGGUUUGACAUUCACAAUAAAGCUAUUACUUCUUCAAAUGCUUUAUUUGAGUGCUCAGGCAUGUCAUUCUGCUUAAUGUUUCUAACGUGUUUCUCUUGCUCCUGUUUUGCUGUUGAUCUAGCCCCUGUUGCCAGCUCGCUAUGUGUAAAAUACACCCAUCGUGCAGUUGUGAUCACUGGAGGACUCCUUGCAUUUUCAGGAAUGGCACUGGGAUGUCUUGGGCUCAACAUGAUCUGGAUGUAUGCAACAACUGGCUUCCUACAGGGACUUGGGAUUUCCUUUUCAUGGACACCAGCCAUCAGCAUUGUUAGCCAUUAUUUUUCCAAGAAGAGAGCACUGGCCAAUGCUAUUGCCAGUGCUGGAGAAUGUGCAUUUGCAUUUACAUUUGGGCCAUUUUUCCAGUGGUUGAUUGGUCAAUAUGGAUGGAAAGGUGCCCUCUUAAUCAUAGGUGGCACCCAGCUCAACAUCUGUGUCUGUGGAAUACUGAUGCGACCCCUGACAAGCAGCUGCCACCCUCAGGUGACCCAUCCUGAACCACCACCAGGCAAUGGUGUAUCUAAGACAGAUGAAGAAGAGAAGUCUACCAUCACACACAGAAGCUUCAACUGGAUGCUUUUGAGGAGAGCAAAAUUUGUGCUUUAUGCCAUGUUUGGCAUACUAGCUGCAAUGAGCUUUUUUGUUCCUCCGUUAUUUUUAGUUCCACUUAGCUACAGCCUGGGAAUAGACGAAUCUUGGACUGCAUCUCUUCUGUCCAUUCUGGCUACGGUGGAUUUUGCAGGCAGACUGCUAUGUGGUUGGUAUGCCAACCUCCACCUUACGAAAACUAUUCACUUACUGACAAUGACAAUUACCUUGAUCAGUACCUCCUUGAUGCUUCUACCACUGGCUAACAAUUACCUGUCCUUGGCAAUAUUCACUGGCUUCUAUGGGUUCUUCUUUGGCACAACAGUUGCUGUUCAUAUUACAGUGCUAGCAGAAGUUGUGGGCAUGUCAGAUUUUGACAGUGCUUUAGGGCUUUUCAUGCUCAUACGAAGCACUGGAGGAUUUCUGGGGCCUCCUCUUGCUGGUCUGAUUGUGGACAUGGCUGGAGACUACAGAGCAGGUUUCUACAUGGCAGGAGCCACUCUUGUCCUAGCAGCUGUAUUUUUAGUUGUUUUAGAUCAAUUUCAACAAAGGAGUGAAAGAAGAAGCCAGACUAAUACUAAAUCGGAAAAGUCAUCAUUACCUUACACCUCCUUCCAUUUUCUGAAACUUCAGAAAAGAAGGUACCAAGACCGUGAUGUAGUGGUGUGACUACACCGGACAUCGUGCAACUUAGAGUUACGGAAGUGCUUUGUUUCCUUGAAAGUCAAUAUUAGUAGGAUUUUUUAAAUUAUGGGUGUUUUGAGUAGGAGUGUUUAAAACAGGGGAAGAAAAUCACUAGUUCACAAGCAAACAAUACCCAUAACCGCUGUCACAAUGUUAGUUUGAUGUUGCAAUUGCAUUUUGACUUCAUGAGUCUUCAACACAGCCCCACAAGGCUGUGAUAGGGAAGCUGUGAUCUAAACGGAAUUACCACGAGGCAUGUAUGCAGCAGAAAGAAACCUUCCCCUCGAAAUACAGACCACAGCCAUCACCUUCAGAUAGAAGAAGACAGCAGCUCACAGAUGUUUAGCCUGGAGAAGCAGUAUUCAGAAUGACCAUAGAGCAGACUGGAUAUAAAAUCAAGAGUACAUGAAUUUAGCUCUGAGAUAAUGGUUUACUCUUCAGAGCAGGCCUGGAAUCCAAAUAAACCUCGUAAAUGGAGAAAAUUACAUCAAUAAAAUAAUUCAGCAAAGAGAAAUGCAGUCCUAAGUAUCAGAAGCAGAAAGAAAAGUUCACUUACAUAAAAUGGAGAAAGACUGACAAUUAACAGUAGACGACCUAAGGUUAUGGUGAACUUCAAGCCAAGUAAGACUCUCAGAUGUAACAGUAAAUUAAAACUAGUAAGUAUCUCUUUGUGCAAUACUAGGUGAUAGGUGAGAGAACAAUGCUUGCAAGGUUUUACCUAGAAGGGGUUCAUAAAAUGUAAACACUAAAGUGUAGCAAGAGUGAUAAAAGUUUAAAAAAAAGAUGCCAAGAGAAAAAUUCUGUCCAAUUUAGAAAACAAAAUGUUAUGCUGAAAAUGAAAACAGUCCUCAAAUCUGUAAUAGGUUGAAAUAAAGUAGACACAAUUAUUUACUUUUCUUGUAUAGACAAUUAGAAAUUGAUAUAAAGGGAGGUUUAGGUUGGAUAUUAGGAGGAAGUUUUUCACACAGAGGGUGGUGAUGCACUGGAACAGGUUGCCCAAGGAGGUUGUGGAUGCUCCAUUGCUGGAGGCAUUCAAAGCCAGGCUGGAUGUGGCUCUGGGCAGCCAGGUCUAGUGGUUGGAGACCUUGCACAUAGCAGGAGGGUUGAAACUAGAUGAUCAUUGUGGUCCUAUUCAACCCAGGCCAUUCUAUGAUUGUUUGAUAUGAUUCUAUAAUUUACAGCAAGGCAGAGACAUCUCAUGGGAAAAAGACUUUCUAAUUCUAGGCAGAUUAUCAUAGAAAUAGACCAUAGGAGACUACAGAAACAGAGAGAUAUCAGAGAAUAGAUGAGACUUGAGAAUCUAACUAUACUCAGUUCUACCUCCGAAUUGAUUAGUUUUACCUUUCAGUUAUCGUAAGGCUCUUGAAGAAAGAAAACACUUGAUUUAUUAGAUUAAGAAGAAUCUGUACCUAAACCACAUUUUUUUUUUUUUAGUUUUAUUUUAUCUGGGAAAGACACAGAAGAAAGGAAGAACUGGAUCACAUUAAGAAAAAAAUAAUCAGUAAAAAGGAAAAAAUAUAGGACUUAGGAACUUUCAAGCUACUCUACAUUUAUACCUGUCUCAUUUACGAACUUCAGAAUGUUUUUCCAUUCAAACAUUUUAUCUGUGUAGCCAAGUCUAGCAUCAGUUGCUUAUCUAAAAUAAUUAUUUCUUGUCCCAUGAAAAUUAACUCAAAAUUUUAAUUUAAUUUACAGGAAAUUAGUUCAGCUACUCAUAAACCAACUAUCUGCAAGGGCUUAAUUACAGAGCACACAGUGGAAGGGACGCAAUCUGCAGUGUGAGGUCUAUAGAAAGGACCAGGGAUUUCCAGAAAAAUAUGUCAAUUAUGUCAGCUGUGGCAAUUUAAAAGUUAGAUUUCUGUAGAAAGAAUUAUUAUUUUUAUUAUUGUCACUGCAGUGUUCUGAUAUUCAAAAGAACCCUUCAUUUUUAUUUUUAUUUAUUUUCAUUUGAAAUGCAGGGGAAUUGUUGGAGAGGAAAAAUAAUGGGGAGACAUUUAAUAUAGGACUUUUUCUUUCUAUUAUGAUUCAGUAUUUUCUAUUAAAGUUUGUGUUUUACUUACA